AUGUGCGACUUAGGUUCCUUUCUAGUUGCAAGAGAUCCCAGCAUAUUAGAAUACAAUAGAUGGCAAUUACCUAAAGUUAAGAUACAAUUUGAUUCCCUAAUGGAGAGUGAUGAUAAUUAUUCAGCUAGCAGUAGUAGCAGUGAAAAUAAAGAGAAUCAAAAAGAGGAGGAUAAUACAUUUCUUAAAGUAUAUUUGAGAAUAAAAGGUGACUGUGAAGAAUAUGAAGAUAUAUAUGAAGUGAACAAAAACAGCUUGACGUGUAAAAAAACGGAUGAUAUUAUAAAAAAGAAUUAUACAUUUUCAAAAAUUUUUGGGCCUGAAGUUAAUCAAACAGAAAUUUUUAACUAUACUGCCAAAUCCAAAUUACUUUCCUUUAUUAAUGGCAAAAGUUCCUCUUUAUUAACUUAUGGAGCUUCUGGUUCAGGCAAAACAUAUACAAUCGUUGGAACACCAGAGGAACCUGGUUUAAUACCUAGAUCUUUAGAAUAUAUAUUUAGAUCCAUUACUGUUGAGCUAAAGACACCUGAAAUAACUCCGUUACCUGAUGGUUUUGUUAAAGAAAUUGAUCCUCCUAUGUUGUUGAAGUUGGAAUCUAAAAAGGCUGUCAUUAUUAAGGCUAUCCACAUUGAUCAAGCAGCUCAUAUAAAAACAUAUAAACAAAUGCAAGCCAGUUUAAGUUCAGAACCAAUAGCAGAAGUUGAGUACAAGGCAAAUGCUUCAGUGAGUGUCUGGGUAUCUUUCUCUGAAAUAUACAACGAAACACUGUACGAUUUACUAGUGCCUCCUGUUUCCAAAGGACUCGCUCGUCCAAAACUUGAACUGGGAAAAACAAGAGACGAUAAUACAUAUAUUAAAAAUCUUACCAUUCUUAAUGUUUCUAACGGUUUAGAAGCUUAUCAGAUUUUACAGUAUGGAUUGCAAAAUCUCAAUUAUGCAGCAACAGCAAUAAACUCGCACUCGAGUAGGUCGCACUGCAUCUUCACUAUAAAAUUAGUGCAGUCGUCAAGGAAUAGUGAUGAAGUGUUCAUCAGUAAUUUUAGUUUUUGUGAUUUGGCUGGUUCUGAAAGAUUAAAAAAGACUUUAAAUUUUGGGGAUCGCCUUAAGGAAUCCAAUAAAAUCAAUACAUCGCUACUAGUUUUAGGAAGGUGCAUGGAAAACAUAAAAAAAUGUCAGCAGAUAAAAGAUAGAAGGUUGAUACCAUUCAGGGAAUCAAAAUUAACUCAACUUUUUCAAAAAGCCUUGAUGGGCUUUGAAAGAUUAGAAAUGAUUGUUAACAUGAACCCAUCUAGAAACAUGUAUGACGAAACUAUUCAUGUGUUGAAUUUUUCUGCUAUAGCAAAACAAAUCAUAAUUGAAGAACAAUUACCAGAAGUUGCAAGAAAAAGGACCAGGUUUUCAUUGCUUUUGGAGAAUAAAGAGAAUGAUCAACGUGCAAACAAAGGUCUUAAAGUGAACGAUGGAGAAUCAACAUUGCUUCCUAAAAAGAAACGGAGAAAAUCUUACAACUCUUUAAAAGAAGAUUAUCAUCAACUUUUAUUAGAGAAAGAAAAUCUAAUAGAACACUAUGAAGAACAAAUAGAUUUAGAAAAAGAUCGCGUUAUCGAAAUUUACAAAGACUUACUUGCUAAGCGUCAGAAGAUGCAUAAUGAGGAAUUAAUGAGGUUGAAAGAAGAAUAUGAACGAAAAUGUGCCGAUGUAAUCUGUGUCAGUAGUGAUGAAAGCGAUUCAGACGAAGAAGAAGACGCUGAUAAGUUGGAGGAAAAUAAGACGAGAUUUAAAAGUUAUUCUCGAAAAGAAUUGAUAAAACACAUCAUGACACUUGAAGAAACUUUAAAAGAGGCAACAGAAGAAGGUUUAUAUUUACGAAGUGAAAUAGAAAGAUACCGUGAAAUUUAUAGAAAUUCUGUAAUGAAGUAUGUAAAGGAGGUAGAAGGAUGUGACAAUGUUGUAUUUAGUCCGUAA
Messenger RNA from Psylliodes chrysocephalus, 1962 nucleotides. Lineage: Eukaryota; Metazoa; Arthropoda; Insecta; Coleoptera; Chrysomelidae. The record is from the annotation of a GenBank genome assembly.